Molecule: messenger RNA, 1260 nt
Organism: Thamnophis elegans (Western terrestrial garter snake)
Lineage: Eukaryota; Metazoa; Chordata; Lepidosauria; Squamata; Natricidae
Gene: FBXO3
Product: F-box protein 3
Molecular function (GO): protein binding
Source: RefSeq, a predicted model, not a curated record
AGGGCAAGCGUCAAGAUGGCGGCCGUCGCCGAGCAGGAACUUGCCACCCUCAGCCUGGAGCAAUUGCCCACUGACCCGCUCUUACUCAUCCUAAGCUUCCUGGAUUACAAAGACCUCAUGAGGGUGGGUUGCUGUUUUGUAAGUCGUAGAUUAAAUCAACUUUCAGUCCAUGAUCCAUUAUGGAAGAGGCAUUAGAAAUACUGGCUUCUUUCUGAGAGCUGAGAAGUCUCGAAGAACUAAGAGCUGGAAAGCCAUUUCAUAGAUAUGUAUGCUGUGGGGACAUAUAUUCACUAUUAUGCUACACUUAAAAAAGCCUGGGAUGAUUUGGAAAAAUAUUUGCAGCACUGUCCUCGGAUGAUUAGUUCUUUGAAAGAGUGUGUUCAGGAAGAUGAUCUGGAUGCAGUGGAGGCACAGAUUGGUUGCAAAUUACCUGAUGAUUAUCGAUGUUUUCGAAUCCAUAAUGGACAGAAGCUGGUUGUCCCAGGAUUGAUGGGAAGCAUGGCACUCUCCAAUCACUAUCGCUCUGAAGAUUUAUUGGACAUUGACACAGCAGCUGGGGGUUUUCAGCAGCGACUAGGACUGAAGCAAUGCCUUCCCUUAACGUUUUGCAUUCACACUGGAUUGAGUCAAUAUAUGGCUCUGGAGAGCGUGGAGGGUCGCAAUAAGUAUGAAAUCUUCUACCAAUGUCCAGAUCAAAUGGCCCGUAAUCCAUCUGCAAUUGAUAUGUUUAUCACAGGUAAUUCCUAUUUGGACUGGUUCACCACCUAUGUUAACAAUGUAAUAACAGGUGGCUAUCCAAUCAUCCGAGACCAGAUUUUCAGAUACGUUCAUGAAAAGGAUUGUGUAGCCAAAACAGGAGAUAUUACUGUUUCAGUUUCCACAUCUUUCCUACCUGAACUCAGCUCUGUGCAUCCGCCUCAUUACUUCUUCACUUACAGAAUCAGAAUUGAGAUGUCCAAAGAUGCACUUCCAGAGAAGGCUUGUCAAUUAGAUAGCCGGUACUGGAGAAUAACAAAUGCCAAAGGUGAUGUGGAGGAGGUCCAGGGUCCUGGAGUAGUAGGAGAAUUUCCAAUAAUUAGUCCUGGUCGAGUCUAUGAGUAUACUAGUUGUACUACAUUUGCUACUACAUCAGGAUAUAUGGAAGGAUACUAUACAUUCCAUUGUCUAUAUUACAAAGAUAGAUUUUUUAAUGUUACCAUUCCUAGAUUUCACAUGGUUUGCCCAACAUUCAAAGUAUCCAUAGCACGUAUGGUAAGUUGA